This is a messenger RNA of Paraglomus occultum, 734 nucleotides long. NCBI's taxonomy places the organism in Eukaryota, Fungi, Glomeromycota, Glomeromycetes, Paraglomerales, Paraglomeraceae. The record is from the annotation of a GenBank genome assembly.
GAAACUUUGUUAUUCUUGCUGUGCCCGGAGAGUUUACCACUAUGGCUGGACGACGACUUCGUAAUGCAGCAAAAGCGACACUUGUCGCAAACGGGGUCAUUGGAGAGGACGGUAUCGUUGUGCUUUCUGGUCCUGCAAACGAAUAUACCCACUAUGUAACCACUUUUGAAGAAUACGCUGUUCAGCGAUACGAAGGUGCUUCCACAAUCUACGGCCCUAAUACUCUCAAUGCCUACAUCAGCAUUUACAACGACCUCGCCAAAUCUUUCGUCGAUGGGAUCAUACCCGACGCAGGUGAUCCACCACCGGACCUAACUGGUAAAGCUCUAACUUUGUUACCGGGUGUCAUUGUUGACAUCCCGCCCAUUGGCAAAAAGUUUGGUGAUAUUCUUCAGGAUGUCGAUGCCAAUUCGACGUUCACCCCGGGCCAACAAGUUUCUAUUCAAUUCGUCACUGGGAAUCCGAGGAACGACCAUUUUCGAGAUGAUAGUUUCAUGUAUGUACAAAAGCUGGAUGAGAGUAGCGGGCAGUGGGUGAAUGUGAGAGCUGAUGGUGAUUGGAGUACGCGGUAUAGCUGGCUGGAUAACAGUAAGGCAAUGGUUACUUGGGAGAUUGAGCCCGAGACAGCUACGGGAACGUACAAGAUUAUGUAUCAGGGUUGCAAUAAGUUACUGACGGGAGGAAUUGAGAAACAUAGUGGGGAAAGCUCGCAAUUUUCUGUGGCAAACAGUUGA